Micropterus salmoides (largemouth bass) is the source of this 1232-nucleotide messenger RNA. It is a transcript of the gene mrpl28, whose product is annotated as mitochondrial ribosomal protein L28. The record is from RefSeq and is a predicted model, not a curated record. NCBI's taxonomy places the organism in Eukaryota, Metazoa, Chordata, Actinopteri, Centrarchiformes, Centrarchidae. The transcript has 6 exons. Gene Ontology annotation, molecular function: structural constituent of ribosome. The coding region runs from base 84 to 842 and encodes 252 amino acids. Gene Ontology annotation, cellular component: mitochondrial large ribosomal subunit.
AUUUUCCUCGUCUGUGCAGGCAGCCAGUCAAUGCGGAAACCAGCCUGAGAGGUGGAUGAUUUAACUUUAAAAGCCCAUCCGCUAUGCCUCUUCAUAAAUACCCCCCCAAAAUCUGGGAUGCCCUGAAACUGAAGCAGGGCAUCUAUGCUCGUCUCCCUAAACACUACCUCAAGUCCCUCGAGCAGAAAGAACCCACCCCUGUCCAUUGGAGGCCUCUGGGAGUCCAGUACCGAGCCAACCCAAAAACGGGGCAGAAGGAACGGGUGCAGGAUGUCCCGAUCCCCAUCUACUACCCGCCACACUCCCAGGACGGCCUGUGGGCAGGAGAGGGCUGGAUAUCAGGUUUCAGAUAUGCCAACAAUGACAAAAUGUCGACUCGUCUGAGGAAGACCUGGAAACCACAGUUGUUCAAGAGAGAGCUGUACAGCGAGAUCCUCGACCACAAGUUCACCAUCACAGUCACAGCACGCACGCUGGACCUCAUCGAUGCUGCCUAUGGUUUCGACUUUUAUAUCCUUAAAACACCAAAGGAAGACCUGAACUCCAAGCUGGGGAUGGACCUGAAGAGGGCCAUGUUGAUUCGCCUGGCGCGCAAAAACACAGAGCUUUACCCCAACGACCCUGUCAAGAGAGAGAAGGUCUACAGCAAAUACAAGCAGCAGUUUGAGAUCCCAGAGGAGGAGGCAGAGUGGUUGGGUCUGAGCCUGGAGGAGGCCGUGGAGAAACAGAGGCAACUAGAGGACAAGGAGCCCGAGCCUCUGUUUAAGGCCUGCGUGGACAAGCUGGUGGAGGAGCUGCACAUCCAAAAACUCUCGGAGCCACACCUCACAGAGAAGAAGUGACGGCCUCCACCAUCUGCGACGGAGCCAGAAGCAGCUUUUCAGACUGAAAAAUGAAGUAGGUUGAACUGUCAAGCUUCUCCAGAUGGUGGUGGAAGUCACCUAGUUUCUGAACCAUGUUCAGUACUGAUUGUACACUCGGGAGAAAUUGCUGCAGUUUCAACUUGUAUUUCCAUCUGGGAGCGACACAAAAGUGGAAGUGACACAAACGACAAGGUCCUGUUGGAGUAAUUGUUAUUUAUUUCCCCUUGCUUUAAGGUCCACGCACAAGAUAUUUUAGGAAUUAAGGGAGAUGCCUUCAUCAUUGUAAAUACUCCCCUAACAGCUUUGAUAUAAUCCAUGUACGAGAUAGCUAAAAAAAAUAAUAAAAGAUUCUCUCUUUUUUUUUUUUUU